This is a messenger RNA of Amoebophrya sp. A25, 1904 nucleotides long. The record is from the annotation of a GenBank genome assembly. Lineage: Eukaryota; Dinophyceae; Syndiniales; Amoebophryaceae.
CAGAAGUCAAAACUGCGAUUAAUCUUUACCUAUAACGGUCGCCGUAAUCAACCGGAGCAGGAAAAUCUAGUCUCUUUCAAUAGGGACGUCACUGUAUAUAAUUUUACUAUAAUAAUAUAGAGAAACAGUCAAUAGCGAACUUUUUUCCACUUCUGAGUUCCCACAUUAAAGGUCCGUGGAAGUCUUGUUGAUUAGUAGAAGGAUUGUUUGUACUAUCAUCUUCUUAUGGCCUUCGAAGCUAGUGCGAAGUUGGUUCUAAAGGUGUAGACAAGAUUGAUCAGCAAACGCAUGUCUAGGAAGUAAUGCCAUUAAUCCGGUAGUCCGAUUUUUGGUCUAGAUUUGAAAGGCUACAUCUUGGCUUUAGACUCUGUUAAACCUUCGAUCGUCUGUCCAAUAUUUCUUCCUAAAUUUUGCUGGUCUCAUAUCUCGAUAUCACUUUCUUUGGUGUUCUGUUUUUCACUGAUUUCGACGUAGUCCUUGGUCCAAUCAAAAAUUUUCACGAGGUCGAGAGCUAAAAAUGAAUGACGUGUCCAAGAUGAAUCCGGGUGCUGACAAUGCUUUUGCUGCUGUGCCUGUGCCUUUGCUGCCUGAUGUCCUGCCAGCGCUGUCGGGCGGAGAUGUUUCCCACAGAACUAGUGACGCGUCGGGCCUCGGGAAUGUGUCUGGGGUCAAUCCAGCUGCUGAGAACGAAGGUACUACGUGUGCUAACGGAAAGGCCCCUUUGCCGAGGAUCCCAGGUCUUUGCUCGGGUCCUGGAAAUCUUGGUACGUCCUGUGUCGGAAAUUGUGCUCCGCCGAUGCUGCUUCUGGGCAUGUCUCAACUGAAUCAAGCACUUUCGCCGCCACGGUUGCAGUUGAGUCAGUUGACGCCACCGAGCACGUCCCUGCUGCCCACUCAGAAUAAUCUGAGCUUGAAUAUCCAGACACCUCCUCCAAGUGCCGAGCUUUUACCGGGCCAGGCUAGGCAGAUGAAUGCGAAUGGGUCGUCUGUAGUGAACAACAAUGGGAGCAGCGUAACGCUGUGGGCGCCUUACGAAACACCGUGGGUGCCGCAGAACCACGCCGCGUCUCCUAGUGUGGUCGUGAAUGUAAAUAUCAAUGUUCGAUACGAAGAGCAAGAUGGAAGUGGUAUGUUGAUGGCCUUUCCAGAAUUUCCUCAUUCAAACAAUGGGGCCGCCUCGUUCUCCCGUCACACCAUGCUAUCGCAUCAGCGUCGUGGACAGGCGGCUACUUUUUCCAACUUCAAUGACGCGCGCAACUACAACGGGCAGAGUCGAAUUAGAGGAGGUCACAGCCAGAGGAUGCGAGCAGUGUCUUACCCUGCUGGGCAACAGUAUGGCUCUAUGCGCAACCGUGAACAUGGCAUGGCGAAUUAUGAGUAUACCAUUGCUGAGAUUAAAGUUGGGUAUGACGCAGCAGAAGGCGUGGAGGUGGUGCCACCAGCUGGAGUCAACGGCCUUGACGCCCCCGAACUCCACGAUACUUCGCUGCGGGACCUCACUCCUUUGGGCUUUGCAAAUCCUAAGGGAGAGGAAGCUUUGCGCCUGUCCCGUCCGUUUGAGGAGAAGGAUCCAACUUUGUUGCACGAGCUGGCCCGCUUGCCGAUCAACGAGACCACAAGCAUGGCAGCAGUGGUCGCAGUGACGAAUCAGUGUAAGCUAGACCAGCCAGAACCUCAGCCACACCUCAACCAGUGUGAGCUACUCUUCCUUGUGGAAAGAAUGACUGCAAGCGAUCAGCAAGGUCACGACGAAAGUGACGCCACUGCCUCUACUGAGGCUUCGUCUGCGGUGGAGGUGGAAACGGCGGUUGGUGGACGUGACGCCACGGAUUCCACUGAGGCGUCGUUUGGAGCGAGCGAGGAAGCGGCAGCUUCUGGAGAUAACAGUGAAAGGGAAAAGGAUG